This is a messenger RNA of Wasmannia auropunctata (little fire ant), 393 nucleotides long. RefSeq lists its product as uncharacterized. Lineage: Eukaryota; Metazoa; Arthropoda; Insecta; Hymenoptera; Formicidae. The annotation marks the transcript as partial. The record is from RefSeq and is a predicted model, not a curated record. The transcript is spliced from 2 exons.
ACGGAAGAUUUUAUGGAACCUGCAACAGCUGGACCAAGUGGAAUAGGCCGUUUAAUAUCAUCGACUCCUGCGGUACAAGCAGACAUUAGGACUGUAACGUCGCAUAGGUCUGACUUAAAUUCGUUUGUUUCGCCGACUAAUAAUGGAAUAGCAAAUGGAAUGGACGAUAAUUCGGAAUCCAGUGAAAGUACUAGUGGAUGCAGUUCGCUUAUUCCACAGAUAAAUAGGCACGAAGGCCCAUCAAACUUGUUGUAUAGUUCAUCGUUUACUAGUAGAAAGAGGCACGUCGAUGAUAAAUUGACAUUUACUAAUCAUUUACAAUCUCCAAGGUCCUUGUUUCUAGACAGUAAUUCUCGCGAUACUUUAAGCAGUCGUAUGCCGUCUUCUGCUUGA